GUUGCCGCCAUCUUGCCGCCGUCGUCUCUUCUCGCGGUAACGUUAGUGUACUGUUAGCUUGCAAGCUAACUCCAUCGUUUCCAGGUUUCGUGUCGACCUGAAAACACCAAAACUAGGCGAGACACAGACAGACGGCGCAUCCGAACGCUUUUCCACGUCCAGGCUGCACGGAGGAGCGGCACAAUGCCUCACAACUUCCAGCCCGGAGACCUCGUCUUCGCUAAAAUGAAGGGAUACCCGCACUGGCCAGCCAGGAUUGAAGACGUGGCUGAUGGAGCAGUGAAACCACCUCCUAACAAAAUCCCAAUUUUCUUCUUUGGGACACAUGAAACAGCAUUCCUUGCAGCAAAGGACCUUUUUGCCUACGAGAAGUACAGAGAACGCUACGGGAAGCCCAACAAAAGGAAGGGAUUCAACGAAGGUUUGUGGGAGAUCCAGAACAAUCCACACGCCUCCUACAGUGCCCCACCUGUACCGGCUAGCUCGUCCGACAGCGAGGGCAACAACGCCGGAGGAGGAAGCGACGAGGACGAAGACGACGAGGACGCCACGGUUCCUCGGAAAGCUGAGUCCGGAAGUGAGGUAGACUCGGAUUCCGGCAGCGAAGACCGAGGAGGAGGAGGAGGAGGAGGAGGAGGAGGAGGAGGAGGAGGAGGAGGAGGAGGAGUGAAGCGAAAGCCACAAGCUCCUAAGCGACCUCCUCCUCCAAAAAAGGCUCGCGGAUCGUCCAGUGACCGAGACGAAGAGAGCGGAUCUCCUUCUGAAUCAGAGCCGACGCCUUCAGAGUCCGACUCAGGCAAAAACAGUGACCAGGAUUUUACUCCAGAGAAGAAAUCUGGCGGACGAGGUGGAAAGAAAGCAGGAGGCAGAGGGAAGAAAAAGAAGGCUUCGUCUGACUCGGAUUCAGAAUCGGGAUCAGGGUCGGAGAAGAAAGUAGUGGACAGCGACUCCGAGGACGAGAAGCCUCGACCGGCUCUGUCUGGCUCAGAAUCUCAGUCCGGCUCAAAGUCUGACUCGGAUUCGGAUCCACCUCCUCGGAAAGGCCCGCAGGCUCGCAAGAAAAGUGCAGAGAAACCUGCGCCGAAGCCUCGUGCACGUAAACCCAAACCCGCCCCGGCAAAGCGUGCACCUUCAUCCUCCUCCGACAGUGACAGCGACAGUGAACCUGACCGCAUCAGCGAAUGGAAGAAGCGAGAUGAAGAACGCAGGCGAGAGCUGGAGGAACGCCGGAAAAAGGAGGAAGCAGAGGAGCUCCGCCGGCUACGUGAGAGGGAGAAGGAGGAAGAGGAGAAAAAGAAGAAAGACAAAGAUAAGGCUAAAAAGGGGAGCGACAGCGACAGCAGCAGCAGCUCAGAUGAAGGUAUCGAUGAUCAUCCGCUGAAGAAGUCCAAGAAACCACCUCCACCUCCGAUCCCAGCACCCUCAGACUCUGAUUCUCCACCACCAGCUGAGAUGAAGAAACCUUCCAAGAAGCUGGACAACCAGAAGAAGGCCAGAGUAAAGAAAGAGAAGGAGAGAAAAGAAAGAAAGGAAAAGGAGCUAAAGGAGAAGAAAGCCAGACGGUCAGAAGAGAAGUCCAGAGCGAGGUCUAAGCCUGAAAAACCCAAACGCAAACCGGAGAGGCCGCCGGAGAAGAAAGUGGAAAAGAAAAAGGAACCAUCACCAGAGGAAAGACUACAGAAACUCCACACAGAUAUUAAGUUUGCACUCAAAGUGGACAACCCAGACAUAGAGCGAUGUCUACAAGCACUGGAAGAGCUCGAGGCCGUACCUGUCACCAGCCAGAUCCUCCAUAAAAAUGCUGAAGUUAUUGCCACACUAAAAAAGAUUCGGCGGUAUAAAGCCAGCACUGCAGUCAUGGAAAAAGCGAGUGACGUCUACAACAAGUUGAAACUUCGCUUCGUGGGCAAAGGAGAGGUGCCAGCUAAACCUAAAACGGAGGACAAGGAACCCGAAGACGAUGAGAAGGAAACACAAAACACAGAUUCCACUCCAGUGAAUGGAGAAUCAGAGGAGAAUAAAAACGACAUGGAGGUAGAGGAAAAACCCAAAUCGCCUGCACAGGAGGAGAACAAUGACGAAACCGCUUCAAGUCCAAACAGACGAAGCCCAGACAGUCCAGCUGAGCAGCAGACACACACUUAUGAAGAAGCUGACAACUCCAUCUCCGCAGAGACGGAACCUCCUGCCAUAGAAAGCUGAGAGACCCUUAAACAACCACUGCUGUGGACCAAGUGCUAAAAGAUGGUGGCCUCUGUUCUGACGUCCUCCCCCCGGCUUCGACACACACCCAGCCAAUUCCUCCAGUGUCUGUUACGUCACCGUUGAUGUUUUGGACAUUUUGUACUUCGAUAAUAUCAAACCUGUUAGCCCCGUUCGGUCCACUGUCCAUCACAGCAACAAGGAAAGCUUCUUAGCGUGAUAGUUUGUGGCGCUGCGCAGACUUCUUUUGUUUCUGAAAUGUACUUUUCCUUUUAUACGACACUCUGCCUGUCCUGGACCCCAGACUCCUGCUCCUGGCUGCUUUCUGUAUUCAACCACAUGAACUCUUUUUUUUUUUUGUUGAUCUUUCAUACCGUAUGUAUAUUGAAUGAUUACAUUUUUAGCACUUCUAACCAGAAUUUAGGUCUGGGGUAGUAUGAGAUGAAACUGUAAUGAAUCCUACGGGGGGGAUAUUGGGAAGAAACUGAGUCGUGCUGGUGGUUUGUUGCUUUGAAGAUUUUGUGCAGCCCUUAACAUCCGUUGGCUUCGUUUUUAUAAAGCCUGCGAAACAUCACAAAGGCCUCUUGUCUGUGUGUAUGGCAUCGUGAGAGUGGUAAAGUACUAUUUGUGAGUCUUUUAUGUUAAGUAUUUCUUUUUUAUUCUCUGGUCUUGAUCCAGUUAAUCCAGUCUGAAAUGUAAAGAGUCACUUAAAACUGUUUUCCAACUGAGGUCCACCUACUUUUUUUUAUAGCCUUGUUUUCAGAUAGUCACAGUUUUGUCUCAAAUAAUAAUAACUGCUGUGGAGUUGAACACCGUGCACUCUCCUCUCCCCUAGUGUCUGCUUUCAGUAACUUGCAUCAUAAAUGGAAUAACCGUACAGAUUGAAAACUGCCCAUAAAAAGCUAUCGAGAUCUCAUGUAGCUGCAGCCUAUUUUGACAUUUCGCUGUCAUGUGCAUACAACAGGUGUUUUUAGUGCUAUGUAAAUUGGUAAAGCAUUUCUAUCACUUUGUUGAGACUUGAAUAAAAAUCUCAGCAUGA
Messenger RNA from Acanthochromis polyacanthus (spiny chromis), 3241 nucleotides. RefSeq names its product HDGF like 2 (gene hdgfl2). NCBI's taxonomy places the organism in Eukaryota, Metazoa, Chordata, Actinopteri, Pomacentridae. Gene Ontology annotation, cellular component: nucleus. The transcript is spliced from 16 exons. Gene Ontology annotation, molecular function: transcription coregulator activity; double-stranded DNA binding. The record is from RefSeq and is a predicted model, not a curated record. Gene Ontology annotation, biological process: regulation of transcription by RNA polymerase II. The coding region runs from base 184 to 2202 and encodes 672 amino acids.